Messenger RNA from Myotis lucifugus (little brown bat), 1224 nucleotides. RefSeq names its product CD80 molecule (gene CD80). The record is from RefSeq and is a predicted model, not a curated record. Gene Ontology annotation, molecular function: coreceptor activity. Lineage: Eukaryota; Metazoa; Chordata; Mammalia; Chiroptera; Vespertilionidae. Gene Ontology annotation, cellular component: external side of plasma membrane. The transcript has 6 exons. The coding region runs from base 304 to 1218 and encodes 304 amino acids. Gene Ontology annotation, biological process: immune response; negative regulation of T cell proliferation; cellular response to lipopolysaccharide.
AGCAUUUCAAGCUACCCAAACGAGAACAUCUCAGAAGUGGGUCCUCCUACUUUAAUUUUCAACACAAGAGAAAAAGAGAAAUUGUUCUUCAGCGGUGUCAGAAUAAAUCCACAAUCUUUUAUAUUCAGGAUUUUAAAGACGUGGGUGCAUCAUCAGCCUCUCCUCAGUGUUUUGCAAUUGAGUCCUCUGUGUGAGGCAACUGAAUUUCUUCUGCACAAGCCUGGGACUCGCUUGGAAGGUGCCCAGUUCUCUCUUGGUGCAAAAUUGUUUGCUUUCGUUUUUUCAUUGUAAGGAGCAGAAGCCAUGGGUCAAACAAAGUGGAGAACACUACCCUCCAGGCGCUCGUACCUCAAGCUCUUUCAGUCUUUGGUGCUGGCUGGUCUUUUUUACUUCUCUUCAGGCAUCAUCCAGAUGACCAAGCCGGUGAAUGACAGGGCAGUACUAUCCUGUGAUUACAACAUUUCCACUGAUGAACUGACGAAAGUUCGCAUCUACUGGCAAAAAAAUAAUAGUGAUAUGGUGCUGAGUGUCGUUUCCGGAGAAAUGAAAGUGUGGCCCAAGUAUAGGAACCGCACCGUAGCCAACAUCAUCAGUAACCCUUUCAUUGUGAUCCUGGGUCUGCGCCCGUCGGACAAUGGCACAUACACCUGUGUCAUUCAGAAGCCUGAAAAGGGGGCUUACAGGGUGGGACACUUGACUUCAGUGAUGUUAUCAGUCACAGCUGACUUUCCUGUCCCAAGUAUAACUGAGCUUGGAAACCCAGCUACAAACAUCAAAAGAAUAAUUUGUUCAACCUCUGGAGGUUUUCCAAAGCCUCACCUCUCCUGGUUGGAAAAGGGAAAAGAAUUAAAUGCCAUCCACACAACAGUUUCCCAAGACCCUCAAACUGAGCUCUACACUAUUAGCAGUGAACUGGACUUCAAUGUGACAAACAACCACACCUUCAUAUGUCUUGUCAAGUAUGGAAACUUAACAGUAUCACAGAUCUUCAACUGGCAAAAAUAUGAGCCAACAGCCUCUCCUUUUAAUCAGUCCUGGCUCUGGAUCUUAAUCCUAGUGGUUGGGAUUUCUGUGAUCAUUGUUAUUGCAGUAUUUUGUUAUUGCUGCCUGUGCAACAGACCUGCUGCAAGAUGGAGAGAGAGAAGGAAGAGUGGGGAGAGUAUGGAAAUGAAAACAAUCUCCCCUAUCGUCUCAGGAUCUGCAGAAGCAUCAGGCUGAACAGAA